Messenger RNA from Chaetomium strumarium, 801 nucleotides. RefSeq lists its product as uncharacterized. The transcript is spliced from 2 exons. The coding region runs from base 1 to 801 and encodes 266 amino acids. The record is from RefSeq and is a predicted model, not a curated record. Lineage: Eukaryota; Fungi; Ascomycota; Sordariomycetes; Sordariales; Chaetomiaceae.
AUGCCUGCCAAAGACCCAACCACGCCAGGAGGGGACCUCCUACCACAUGUGGUAGGGGAUGACGGGACCGUGUCCAUAGUUGCUUUGGGCGGCGCCAUGGUGACUCGCGUGCUGGCCCAGGCCGAGGCAGAAGCACUGGAAAACAGCACCAACGCCAGCACCAGCACAAACACACGCCAGUUCCACUUCGAGGUGGUCAUCCAUCCGGACCAUCCGCGACUCCGCGGCCUCCCCAAGCCGCCCACACACUUCCACCCGUACCAGGAGGAGUACUUCACCGUGGUGCAGGGCGCUCUGGUCGUGGAGAUCGAAGGGGUCGAGCGCGUCGUGCGGCCGGGCGACGGCGAGGUUGUGAUCCCCCGCAGGGCAAACCACCGCCUGUGCUUUCCCAGUCUGGUCGACUUGGGCCGGGCGCAGCAGGAGCAGGGACAGGAACAGGAGCCGGUCCGCUUCUACGUCUCGGGCGAGCGCACGGACACCACGGCGGCGCUGGACCUGGUCUUCUUCGAGAACUGGUACGCCUACCAGGAGGAGGUGGUCGUGCACGGCAAGCGGCUGGACCUGAUCCAGCUGCUGGCCACGUGGGACGCGGGGGCCUCGUGCCUCACGCUGCCGCGGUGGGUGCCCUUCCGGUCGUCGGUCUCGCGGGCGCUGGGUGUCGUGGUGGGGCGCUGGCUGGGCGGCCUGUUGGGCUACCAGCCCUUCUACAGAGCCUGGACCACGGACUGGGAGCUUGCGUGCGCCAGGAUGGAGACCUCGGUCUUUCAGCGGCGCUUUGCUGACCGCGCGAAGACUGCAUGA